Messenger RNA from Elaeis guineensis (African oil palm), 3242 nucleotides. RefSeq lists its product as uncharacterized. Gene Ontology annotation, biological process: signal transduction; recombinational repair. The record is from RefSeq and is a predicted model, not a curated record. Gene Ontology annotation, molecular function: ADP binding; ATP hydrolysis activity. NCBI's taxonomy places the organism in Eukaryota, Viridiplantae, Streptophyta, Magnoliopsida, Arecales, Arecaceae.
CACUAGGAAAUUUCUUUGCGAAUAUUUCAAAUUUAUCAAGUAACAGAUGUAGCUUGUAAUUUUUUUUCUUCUCUUCAAUCUUCAUUCUUUAGUUACUCUUCUGUUGGAAAACUCAACAUUUUGAUAACCUCCACCAAGCUUCAUUUUCUUCAUGGAUGGACCAUCUCCACCUGGAGCUCCUCAGGACCUUCCCAUUUCUGAUGAGUUCCAGGAUUCCACAGAACCAAACACAAAGGCAUUGACCAUCAAAACAGCAGGAUCAUCGGCCGAUAAUGGCGAAAGAUCUGCUCCCAUGUCUCCUUUCAUCUCAAUCUCUCCACACUUGAACUCCCCCUCUCCACCUUCCUCUGCGUUUGUUUCGGCAUUACAGUCACCUUAUAUAUCUCCAAGGGCCUUCGAACCACCACCAGACAGCAUCACCACUCCAUCAGCUGCAGUCCCAUCUCCAACCUCAUACUCUGGUUCUCAUUCUGAUGACAUUCCAAGCACUUCCUACACUCCCCCAUCAGAAAGAUAUGAUUUCCCCAUCGACCCAACUGAUCAAAAGCCAAAGUUCUCCGAUGCGGCGCGAAUCUCAUUCUCCUUCCCAGUCCCCCGAAACUCUAUCACAAAAGGUUCUGUCUCCCCUUCCUCCAAUACGAAGCUCCGCAGCUGCGAUGUUUACAUUGGAUUCCAUGGCCAAAACCUUAAUCUCAUUCGCUUCUGUAAGUGGCUCAAGGCUGAGCUUGAGCUCCAAGGAAUAGCCUCAUUUGUUGCUGAUCGAGCAAAGUAUUCGGAUACACAGAGCCAUGAGAUUGCCGAUCGAAUCAUAUGCUCGGCAACCUUUGGUGUUGUUGUCAUGACUCCAUCAAGCUUUCUUAAUGCUCUCAGUGUGGAGGAGAUCAGAUUCUUUUCUCAGAAGAAAAAUCUCAUCCCUGUUUUGUUUGAUACUGAGCUUUCGGAGAUCACGCAUCUUUUUGAUGGGAGGUUAGAAGAUAAGGAAUGCAGGGAGGCCUUUGAGGGGGUAACCAGGAGCAAUGAAUUUAAGCUCGAAGCAAAUGAUAGCAACUGGAGGAGUUGUGUAUCGAAAACCAUCAGUAUCUUACAAUCAAAGCUUGGAAGGAAUAGCAUUGCCGAGAAGGAGACUGAAGGUUUUGAGGAAUUACCCUUUCCUCGAAACAGACAUUUUGUUGGGAGGGAGAAGGAGCUGACAGAGAUUGAAGCUGCUUUCUUUGGAUGCAGUGAUGUUCAUGAAAUGGAGUGUCCGAAGCCUGCGCUGACUAAUGGUGGAUCAAGUGGAUUUUCUGAUGGAUUUGCUGAUGAGGAGAGUGAUACGGUGAGAACAAAUGGGAGAUACAUCAGCUUGGAAAUGAGAAAGUGCAAGGAGCCUACUUUGGAGGCCUGGAUUGAUCCAGUGAUCGAAACGAUGGGCAAAGGAAGCCGACUACAGAGGCAGAGAUCAAAACACAAGAAAACAAGAAGUGGGGGCAGCAAGGGUCAUGGCAAUGCCAGUGUGGUAUGUAUAAAUGGGAUAUCAGGAAUUGGCAAGACGGAGCUUGCACUGGAAUUUGCUUACAGAUACUCUCAGAGAUACGAGAUGGUAUUGUGGGUCGGUGGAGAGGCAAGGUAUUUCAGGCAGAAUAUACUGAAUUUGUCGAUGAAUUUGGGACUGGAUGUUAGUGCUGAAGCUGAGAAGGAAAGAGCAAGGAUAAGGAGCUUUGACGAGCAAGAGUUUGAUGCAUUCCAGAGGGUGAAGAGGGAGCUGUUCAGAGAUGUGCCUUACUUGCUGGUAAUUGACAAUCUUGAGACAGAAAUGGAAUGGUGGGAAGGAAAGGACCUGCAUGAUUUAAUUCCAAGGAACACUGGAGCUACCCAUGUGAUUGUGACAACCCGGCUCUCGAAGGUGAUGAGCUUUGAGCCCAUGCAACUCCCACCUCUCUCUUUGGCUGACUCAAUGCUUCUGAUCAGAGGAAGACGAAAGAAGGACUACCCUGCUGAGGAACUGGAAGUGCUGAGAAAAUUUGAUGAGAGAUUAGGAAGAUUAGGCUUCGGGUUGUGGGUGAUUGGGUCGCUGCUAUCUGAGCUAGCAAUCUCUCCAUCUGCACUAUUUGAAGCCAUUGAGAGAAUCUCCAUCAGCGAAAACUUCUUCUGUUUGGGUUCUCCUGAUGAUGGAUUCUGCAGGAAUAAUCCUUACCUGAUGAAGGUCUUGAUGUUUUGCUUUGCCAUUUUGGAUCGAGAUAAAGGAAGAAGUCUUGCAUCAAGAAUGGUUCUUACUGGUGCUUGGUUUGCUCCUGCCCCCAUCUUAUCAAAUCUAUUGGCUGCUGCAGCUAAUAAACUUCCCACAAAAGAAAAUGGCUUUCAUCAAUGGGGAAAAGGUCUUGCUAUGGCCUUGGGUUGCUACACUGGUUGCUGUUUAGCUCACCAUGCUCGAAAGAAUGAAGUGGAGUCUGCUCUGAUGCUGGUUAGACUUGGCCUGGCAAAAAGAAGCUUCAGACAGCCAGGUUGCUGGAUCCAAUUCCACCCAAUCACACAAAUGUUCGCAAAGAGGAGGGGUGGGCUGCCGCCAGCCAAGGCCAUGAUUCAAGGCAUGAGGAAGGUCGGCAAUGCCAUAUUAAACUCAGAUCACCUCUGGGCUUCUGCAUUCCUCGUAUUUGGGUUCAGGUCAGAACCCCCCAUUGUCCAGCUGAAGGCAGUUGACAUGGUCCUCUUCAUCAAAAAAACAGCUCUUCCCUUGGCAAUCCGAUCAUUCAUGACCUUCUCAAGGUGCAAUUCGGCUCUGGAGCUGCUGAAGGUAUGUACGAAUGUGCUCGAGGAGGUGGAGAAAUCAUUUGUGUCUCAGAUACAAGAUUGGCAGCAUGGGUCCCUGUGCUGGAAGAAGCAGCUCCAUUCCAACCAGAGGGUGGAUGAGUAUGCAUGGCAGGAUGUAACACUCCUCAAGGCCACAUUGCUUGAGACCAGAGCCAAGCUAUUGCUUAGAGGAGGGCACUUUGACAAUGGGGAGGAAGUUUGCAGGACCUGCAUUAGCAUCAGAACUGUGAUGCUUGGACAUGAUCAUGCCCAGACAUUAGCUGCCCAAGAAACACUAGCAAAAUUGGUUAGAUAUAGAAGUAAAAUAUGAAGCCGGCGUUAAAUUUUUCACGCUUCGGUUGCGCUGAUUGAUAUAGAUCCUAGCUUUGUUCUUAGAUUUUGUUAUUCUAAUACUGGACAAGUACAUGUAGUUCUUGUUUUCCAUAUGGAAGAGCAGCUUAGAGGGUCAUUAGUAA